UGAUGACAAUGGUUUUGGAUUCAUCACAAGAUCCUCAUCAUCAAGUUCGUUUUGCUGCGGUGCAUGCAAUUACUACACUAAUGGAAAUGGAGGACAGUGUGUCUCGAUUACAAGUUAAAAUUCGCAAUAGGAUUCUGCUGGCACUUGUUGCAGUAAGACUGGAUACUGAAAAUCCUUACAUGCAGUUGCAAGCUGUUCGGGCAAUUUGUAAGUUCUGUCGGAGAUGCACUCCUAAUGAUUUGGCACCUUAUCUGAAUGAGACAGUGGUCACUCUAGUUGCAGUCCUGCAGACUGAGAACCAGAAAUUGCAAGAGACGUCCUUGAAAGCCCUUGCAUCAGUGGCAAGUUUGUCACAGCACUUCUUCCAGACUCAUUAUGUUGCUGCUAUGCCUCACUUGAUAUCAAAUGUAAUUAAUGCACAUAAUGUGGCGCUCCUUGCUAAGAACGCCAACUGUAUUGGGUCCAUUGCUGUAGCUGUUGGAAAGUACAUUUUCAAGGCUGAUGCUGGGGAGGUUAUUAGAGUUAUUACAUUGGCAAAACAAUCCCUGGAGGUGGCAGAUAACCAGACAAGAAUCUGCAUCUUACAAGCGUUAAAGAAAUUCUGCACAUGUCUACAGCAGGAUUUUGCUAAUUAUUUAGAAGAUUUGAUGCCUGUUUUCCUUUCAUCUGCACAAUCAGUUGGUCAAAGUGAAAACAAAGAUCUCUUGAGGGAGAAAACUAUGGCAUGCAUCCUAUUAUACACCUGCGCUUGUCAUUUGAAGGAAAAUGACAAGUUUUUUCCUUGGGUCAGAAAGGUUGCAGAAAUUUUUGUUCCACUGCUCAAUUUUCCUCUGGAGUCUGAAAUUAGAAAGGUUUCUGCUUCAGCUAUGCCAGAGCUACUGCAUUCAGUUAAAUCUCAAGGGACAAAGGCUUCUUUUCUGAUCAUGAUGAUUGUUCCUCCGUUGGUGAAUGCUUUGGGCAAAGAACGUGAGAAAGGCGUCCUUGCAAUAAUGUUUAAGUCACUAAAUAAAUGCAUACAGAUCCCUGGAUCAAUUUUCUAUACCCGGCUGUUCACGUUAAUUGUGGAUGCAAUAAAGCAAGUGUUGAUUGAACAUCCCCACAGAAAAUUGGAAUAUGAUCCUUUCGAGGAAGAUGACAAAAAGGAAGAAGAGAAAGUCAUCAUUCAAAUUGGUAAUUGUUUGGGCUCAUUGAUAGACAAAUCAAGCGAUAAAGUCUUGCCUAUCCUAGACGAAAUUUUGUCACAUGUGACACGAUUGUGGGGUGAUGGUAAUACAGAAAAAGAGAAAGCAGUCGCUUUUGGCAUUUUUAAUGUUGUUAUGCAGAAAUAUGGAGAUGAUGCCCAUAAGUACUACAGUAUCUAUCUUCCUCUGCUCUUGGAAGCUUGCGACAAUAAGAACCCGGACAUGCAACAGGAAGCUGUGUGUGGAAUUGGUAUUUGUGCCGAGUUUGGAGCAUCAAAUUUCAGAGACAGUGCAGAAGCGGCCAUUGGCUGUCUAAAUUCCGUAAUAACUAGUACAAAUGCGCUAAGCUCAGAAAAUGCAAAGGUGUACAGUGCUGCUGUUUCCGCUCUAGGGAAAAUAUGCAAGUUCCAACGCCAUUGUAUCAAAACAGCCGAGAAAAGCUUUGCACAUUGGCAGUCGCAAGGAAUUUCUACGUUCGUACAAGAAUGGCUUGUCUCUCUACAUACAACAAGAAAUGUGGUUGUCCUCGUCCUUAGAUCAGGACAUGUGAAGAAUUAGAAAGUUUACUAUUUGGCUAGUAAGCUGUUGCAACUAUUAUUUAUCUUACCCCGAAGUUGGCAAUGCUGUGCCAGGAGCAUGAUGAUAUGGUGCCGUAAGACACUUGUUAUUCCCGCCUGGUUAAGCUACUUGCCUAUAAAGAACAAUCCCAUGGAGGCUCAACUUGUGCAUGAACAACUUUGUUCAAUGGUUGAAAGGUUGGACAAGGAGAUCUUAGGCCCUCAGAAUUUGAAUCUUC
Messenger RNA from Tripterygium wilfordii, 1977 nucleotides. Its product is annotated as importin-5-like. Lineage: Eukaryota; Viridiplantae; Streptophyta; Magnoliopsida; Celastrales; Celastraceae. Bases 3 to 1739 code for a protein of 578 amino acids. The record is from RefSeq and is a predicted model, not a curated record. Gene Ontology annotation, molecular function: nuclear import signal receptor activity. Gene Ontology annotation, cellular component: cytoplasm; nucleus. The transcript is spliced from 20 exons. Gene Ontology annotation, biological process: protein import into nucleus.